GGUCGGGAAGAAUCAAGACAAUUCUGUGACUUCAAACUUGUAAGGUUUUAGUUUUUGUUGUUAGACUAAAAGUUAAGCGCCUAGUUGGUUUCUUAUGUUUGAUUACAUUUAACUUUUUCACUUACUGGCUUUGCUUUUGGUCGUUUUAUUUAUUUAUUUUUUAUUGUAAUACAAUGAACGUCCAUCAACCGGAUAAACUGCCUUUUGAAGUUCAAAGGAAUUUGCUGGAGGCUUUGAUGAAGAAUAGGAAAUCUUUUGACUAUUGGUCCGAGAGGAAGAACAGUUAUGAAGAACUGAAGAAAAGCCUAAAAAUAUACUUGGGAAAACUCAGGCACCAAAUUUACGCCCCUAUAGGCAAAAGAGCUUUUAUGAAGGGCACUGUAGUGCAUACGAAUGAUGUCACAGUAGCUGUGGGCGAUGGAUACUUCUUCAAAGUCUCUUCUGCCAGUGCAUCUGAAAUAUGCGAAAGGCGUCUUAAAGAAAUCGACGAAAUGCUUGAUAAAAUCAAGAAGGAGCGAGAGCUCCUAGAGAACAACCUCAAUGUGCCGAAGAAACUCGAAGCUUUUGGUAAUGAAGAGAGACAGGAAAUCAUCGAGCCGUAUGAUGAAGAAAGUGAAAAGUCAUGGCGUGAAAAACACAAGGAAAGUGUGCGAGCGCAUAAGCAGAAACUUGCUGAGCUUCGAAAUAAGAUCAAAGAGAGCAAAGGAAAUACCGAGGAGGAUAUCAUGAAACAUCUAGACCUUCUUGAAAUGCAGGAAGAACUCGAAGAAGAAAUCGACAGGCUAGGAGGAGAAUCAGAUAGCGAUGAUUAUGAUGAUGAUGAUGAUUCCAUAGAAGAAGAUGUAGAAAAUGAAAUUCAAAGCGAUAUACCUGAUAAACCUGUUAAAACUGAAAGACGUGUUACAUUUGAUUUAUCAGAUCGCUUCCAAGAUAUUAGCCUAGAUAACAAGGAUAGCAAAAAUCUUACUGCGAUCGGUGAUUCAAUUGAAGAAACAUUAAUCAGUAAACGAGCAAUUGAACAGAAGGAAACUAGACCGAUCAGCAAAUUCCGAGCGAGAAAAUUGAAAAACUAGAUCUGUUUUCUUGAGUGACAGCUUUUAACGGAUCAUCUGGGAAUCUUUUUCCUCCAGUCCAUCUUCCCAGAUGAUCCAAUAAAGUCUGAGUAAUUAAACGUCGAGGGUUGAUAAAAAAAAAAGACAUAUUUUUCUUGAAUGUUCGAUCAAAGUGACAUGGAAUCAAUUUGAAUAAAAUGAUAGGUAUUCAUUAAUAGUGAAACAUCGUACUGUGGCCUGAUGAUUGGAGACGAUCAUCCUACAUAUUUUUAUAAGUUGAAUUUAUAGACUUGUACUGCCAAUGUACUUCUGUAAACUAUGAUAAAUUCAAUUUGUAUUCAAUUUUAUAUGCAAAAUGUGUCUGGCAUUGUAAUAUUAAAAAAAAAAAAUUCAAUAUAGAAAUAUAAGUGAAUCGACUGUUUGCUCAGUAAAAUAUGAAUUUUAACAAUAAUAAAAUUGUGAUUAUUUUGUAUAGUCAAUUACUAAAUAGAUCAAAGUUAACCAUUAUCAAGAAUUAACAUGUACACUAACUUUGUAAACCUCAUUCUGGUAACUUGUGGAAAUAAAAACAACCAAAUGAAAUGGCA
Messenger RNA from Cimex lectularius (bed bug), 1639 nucleotides. It is a transcript of the gene uri, whose product is annotated as unconventional prefoldin RPB5 interactor-like protein. Gene Ontology annotation, molecular function: chromatin binding; phosphatase inhibitor activity; transcription corepressor activity. The record is from RefSeq and is a predicted model, not a curated record. Bases 174 to 1073 code for a protein of 299 amino acids. The transcript has a single exon. Lineage: Eukaryota; Metazoa; Arthropoda; Insecta; Hemiptera; Cimicidae. Gene Ontology annotation, biological process: negative regulation of transcription by RNA polymerase II; negative regulation of phosphatase activity.